Messenger RNA from Lutzomyia longipalpis, 2502 nucleotides. It is a transcript of the gene net, whose product is annotated as transcription factor atoh8. The coding region runs from base 529 to 1485 and encodes 318 amino acids. The transcript has 2 exons. NCBI's taxonomy places the organism in Eukaryota, Metazoa, Arthropoda, Insecta, Diptera, Psychodidae. Gene Ontology annotation, molecular function: protein dimerization activity; DNA-binding transcription factor activity. The record is from RefSeq and is a predicted model, not a curated record.
UCACAGGCACUCACAUCUGUUCACAAUUGCUUGCCUUCCCGUUCCCACCUAGCUUCCUCGCUCGCUUCCUCUCAUGCGCUCUCUCGGGUUCUCUCGGUGAGAGAAGUUGUGCGAGAGUCGUCAACAUGGGCUUUCGGGGAGUAUGUAGCAAAGCAAAGUGUUGAGUUAUUUCAGUUUCAUUUCAGCAACGGACGUAGUCGGUUUGGUUUUCCAAGGAAGCUUCAUACCGAUUUUAUUCCCAACGUCUCAUUGACGCUCUUGUUUCUUCGUCUUCGGGGAAAAACCCGCGUGUCUUGUGCGACAUAAGUUGGGAGUCAAAUAAACCCAUAAUAGUUACAUUUUGCAAACCACAUGUGCCCCCAACCAAACAACUGAUUAAACAUUCAUAUCUGCAUGGUUGAUGUGUGUGCACCGAAAACUCAAGGAUUACCAAGAGUGAGCGUGAAGUGAUCGGCAAAGAACUCGCAAAAAUAUUUAAUUUAUAAAAGUUUCAAUUGUGGAUAAAGUGAUCCGAAUUAUUUUUCCGAUAUGACAACGGACAGAGCAUCUGAUCCAACCUACGCAAAACUCACAGCAGCAGAACUCUCUGCACUCUUCCUCAAAGGUGCCUCAAUGUCAUCACUAAUGGAGCGCGAUGCGGGCUUCUGCUCCGGCAGCUCGGAGAAUGAAGAUGACACACUCACGGAUCACGCUCAGGCACCACGAAGUCCCACCGAUGCAUCUGAGGAUUCAGUCGAAGUCAAAGUCACCCCUAUUUCCCUGCCUAAGAAUAAGCGCAAGAGCAGUGAACCUCUGCGGUGCGUGUCAGAACCCGAGCUAGGACCUAUUAAGAAGCGAAUUCGGUAUGAGGAGAAAAUGAAAGCAGCCGAGGCGAAACCAGAUACAAAGAAUCCCUUUCGACCAUGGGCUUCCGUAGUAGGGGCUGUUCCACCCCAGUGUCCACCACCCGUUGACCCAGCACAGAUCUUCCGAAGACAUCCUGCUGUAACAACCCUUCAUAGGAUUCCGCAACCCGAUGACGAUCAAGAAGAACCCCUAGCACUGGUAGCAAAGAAACCAGUAGACAACACACCAUCCCUCCCCACAACGCUUCCAAAGAUCAAAGAAGAAGCUGAAGAAGGUAGUUCGAGGAGCUUCGCCCCAGGACCGUCAAGUUCGAGAAGUUCACAGUCACAGCAGCGGAACUACAAAAAUAUGACUAGAGAAAGGCGAAUUGAGGCAAAUGCGCGGGAAAGGACCCGAGUACAUACGAUCUCAGCUGCCUUUGAUACCCUCAGGCGUGCAGUUCCUUCCUACUCUCACACCCAAAAACUCUCGAAGCUCUCUGUCCUCAGGAUAGCAUGCUCCUACAUUCUGACCCUAAGUCGAGUGGCUGGGAUGGACUACAGCAAAGAUGAGUCAGCUCCUUCGGUGGAUGAAUGUGUCGAUAUGGUAACGAAAACCAUUCAAACGGAGGGAAAGCUACGGAAGAAGAAGGACGAAUAAGAGCUUCCAGCUACAACUCAAAAUAAUUGGGAUUUUAAAGGAUCUGAGUGAGAAAAUGUACUAAUUUUGUAAUUAGUAAUUUUUUUUUAUUUGAAAUAUUUGUCAAAUUUGACUUUACAAAUAAUAAUUCAUAAUCCUCAGAAUUCGUGACAAUAAUAGGUGCUCAUGUUAAGAGAUAAACCUACUAAUUCACAAAUAGAUAUUUGACAAUAUAAUAUUUUCAAGAUGUCUAUGGAAUUUAUUCAUAAACAUCUCACCUCUGAAGUAAUGCCAAAAGGCGGAAAGUCCAUCGAGAGAGAGACAGACUUUGAUGAAUUUUGGUCACGUUUCCAUUUUCUCACCUAUUUUUGAAUGCAAAAGUAAUUUCCAAUUAAAUAUUAGCGUCCAUGAUAAACUUUAAAAAAAAUCACGCUAUCUUUCUCAAUGGAAACGUAACCUCAAAUAAAAGUGAGGAAACUUUUUGUCUGUUAAGUUUGAGAAUUUAAAAAAAAAAGAACAAAUGUCAUAGCAAGUUAUGUGAAUAUUUUGACAGAUAUUAAUCUGACAGAUAGUCAAAUUGUCAAAUUCUUUGCAGAAUAAAUUAAGAAAAAAACGCCAAAAGCAUCUAACUUUGACAGCUAUGAGUUUCCUCAACAAAAUGCGUGCUUUUUUUUUAUUAGUUUCACGUAUAUAGUCCAAGUACAAAUUAUGUCUAAGUUUCUUGUCAUUUGGUCAUUUUUAUCACACAUUGUGCCAUUUUUGUUGAUCUUUUGCGAUUUUUAUUUUUCCCUCCAUUUCUUUUAUGUUUUUUUUUUCGAUUUAAAAAAUGUUACUCAUCAUAAAAUUUUUGCUUUGUGAAAUCUUUUGAAUGCAUUGUACAUAAAGAAAUAAAAUUGAGCGUAUUGAUGAUUGUAAUAUGUAAAUAGUUUUUAUUUUAUUCAGUCGAGUAGAUUUAAAGAAAAAAAGAAGAAAGAAAAAAUGGUGUAUCCGUUAGGAAGUCUUACUGUUUAAAAUAAAAUUUAAAACAACAAAAAAAAA